UUUGUGAACGUUGUGCUGUGCGGUGAUCUCGCGUGUAAUGUCAAGGACAGCAACACCAACACCGCAUAUGAAAAAGCUUGAAGACGUCAAAGACCCGGAUGGUCAACAUACUCAACACGAUGUGCCUCCUUUUUUACAACAGCAGCCGAUUACGACACCUGCACCGCUUCGUCUGAUCAACGUGAAUCCGUUAGUUUUGGUUUUCGACGGCGCUCCAAAUGCUCAAUGCCAAAAAUCCUUGAAUAUUACAAAUGCCUCUAACGAUCGGAUUGCUUGGCGAGUACUCUCGAACGCCCCCACUCGCUAUGUCGUCUCGCCAAACAAAGGAUUUCUCUUCAAACAGGAGCGAAUUGCUGUGCAAGUGACUCUUCUCAAUGGAGCGAAAUAUCAUCGCCGUCAUGCUUUUGUCGUUCAAGUAAAACCAGCAAGAAUGGAAGAGAAUAACCGAAAAUUGACUUGGACAGAUAUGUCUGCGGCAGAAGCAAAACUCGUCCAAAAUACCAAGAUCGGAACCAUGCGCCCAACACCAGGUUUGGUCAAGAUCUGUUCUUAGCUACGGCUCUUUUUGCAGUGAAGCACCCGUACACAACCGUAAUC
Messenger RNA from Cylicocyclus nassatus, 597 nucleotides. NCBI's taxonomy places the organism in Eukaryota, Metazoa, Nematoda, Chromadorea, Rhabditida, Strongylidae. The record is from the annotation of a GenBank genome assembly.